CGAAUCACGACUCGUCGACCCACCUCGUUGAAGGUUCAAUUCAGACGCGAUUCAAGUCUCGAACCUGAUUUAACGUCUGCUCAUCCUUCUCAGUUUCCCUCUUCCUCCCGGCGAGGCGAAGGUGCAUCCCCUCACGCACGCCACAAUGGCUAAGAGGCCACCGACGCCGCCUCUCCCUGUUACUUCGCCGCCGCCCGGAGAUCAGGACCUUGAUCAGGACCUUGAUCCGGACUCCUGCUCCCUCGAGAAAUUUCGCCUUUAUGAGACCCGAGCCAGAUUUUACUUGAUCGGGAGCGAUCGGGACAAGCGGUUCUUCAGGGUGCUCAAGAUCGACCGCUGCGAACCGUCCGAGCUCAACAUCAGCGAGGAUCCUGUGGUGUACUCUCCGCAGGAAGUAAAGAGCCUUCUCCAGAGGAUCAGCGAGGGGAAUCGUGCGACUGGCGGCCUCAGUUUCUUUGGCAAGGUUUACGGCAUUGCAGGUUGCAUUAAGUUUCUGGAGUCGUACUACCUGAUUUUGGUCACUAAGAGACGGCAGAUUGGGAGUAUAUGCGGGCAUGCAAUUUAUUGCAUCGAUGAAAGCCAGAUGAUCACUGUUCCACAUUCAUCGAUUCAAUCUGAUGUCGCUCACUCGAAGACAGAGCUUCGGUACAAGAAGCUUUUGUCAAGUGUAGAUUUGACCAAAGACUUCUUCUAUAGCUAUACAUAUCCGCUCAUGCAAAGCUUACAGACGAACGUCCUUGAAAUAAACACAGAAAAGAUGCCUUAUGAAAAUAUGUUUGUUUGGAAUGCCUACCUCACACAAGCAAUCAGAUCAAGGUGUAACAAUACACGCUGGACGAUUGCUUUGAUUCAUGGACACUUCAAGCAGAUCAAGCUUUCAAUUUUUGGUCGGGAAUUCAGUGUUAUUCUCAUUUCUAGACGAUCUCGUCAUUUUGCAGGAACACGGUAUUUGAAAAGAGGAGUAAACGAUUGUGGUAGAGUUGCUAAUGAUGUUGAGAUUGAACAAAUAGUCCUUGAUGAAGAAGCUGGAUCAUGCAGUGGUAAAAUGAGUUCAGUUGUACAGAUGCGAGGCUCAAUCCCCCUGUUUUGGUCCCAAGAGGCUUCAAGAUUCAGUCCUAAACCUGAUAUUGUCUUACAAAGAUAUGAUCCUACAUACCAAUCAACUAAGUUGCAUUUUGAAGACCUGGCCAAACGUUAUGGGAAUCCAAUCAUUGUUCUUAAUCUUAUUAAGACUUUUGAGAAAAGACCUCGUGAAAUGAUGUUGAGGCGCGAAUUUGCUAAUGCUGUUGGCUAUCUUAACCAAAUUCUUCCAGAAGAAAGCCAGUUGAAAUUUAUUCACUGGGAUUUUCAUAAAUUUGCAAAAAGCAAGUCUGCCAAUGUGCUGGCUGUUUUAGGUGCGGUGGCUAGUGAAGCACUUGAUUUGACUGGCUUUUAUUACAGUGGAAAGCCAAUCAUUGCUAGAAAGAAAUCCGCACAGAUCAGUCGAACAAGCACUGGAAGAGACGGCAGCAUUGGGGAUCUUAGAGCCAGCUCUGGAGACCUUGCUAGGAUGGCAAGUAACCUUGAAGCUUUAAACACAAUGGUCUUUCCAGAUAGAGAAAAGAAGUUAAAUCAGAAGCUACAGAUCCUUGGUGGGCCUCGUUUUCAAAGUGGAGUUCUGCGUACUAACUGCAUUGACUGUUUAGACCGUACCAAUGUUGCACAAUAUGCUUAUGGAUUGGCAGCUUUAGGCCGCCAACUACAGGCAUUGGGACUUAGUGAUGUUCCAAAAAUUGACGCAGAUAGCAGCAUUGCUGCUGCUCUAAUGGAUAUGUACCAGAGUAUGGGUGAUGCACUUGCUCAACAAUAUGGAGGUUCUGCAGCUCAUAACACUGUCUUUCCCGAAAGGCAAGGCAAGUGGAAUGCCACUACUCAAUCUCGUGAGUUUUUGAAGUCUAUACGGCGUUACUACAGCAAUGCUUACACAGAUGGUGAAAAACAAGAUGCCAUAAACCUUUUUUUAGGUUACUUUCAACCAAAAGAUGGAAAACCAGCUCUUUGGGAGUUGGAGACUGAUUACUAUCUUCAUGUUGCCGGAAUUGGUGAUGAAGUCGUUCCUGAUUCUGACAGAAGCUUACCAUUUGACACAACUCAUCUAUCUGGACUUCAGUCAACUCUUGUACCAAUACCUGCCUACAAAAGAGAUUUCUUGAGGAUCAAAUUGACAUCAUUUGAUAAGCUAAUGGAACAAACAUGCAGUUCUUUAAUGAACGUAAGUCUAUACAAAGAAUCUGAUGUAAAGGCAAAUGCUAUUACAGGAAGUUCUGGAAUGGCACCAGAUGCAGCUGAAAUACAACUUAAAAGCCCAAAUUGGUUAUUUGGCCAUAGAAAGUAUGAAGAAAAUAUGCCUGCCUCAAAAGUAACAGUUAAUGAAAUGGAAAAUGGGAAGCUUGAAGAUGAUUUCUGUGCUGCUGGUUAUGAUAGCUUAAAUUGGCUUUCUCACAUAGAUGAUGUGUGCGAGGAGGAUAUCUUCAAGAAAUACCAUGCAGUGACCUCUGUUGAUGAAGAUGACAAUUGGUAUGGCGGGAAUUUGAUAUACGACCAGGAUGAAAAUAGUGAGGCUUACAAGCAUUAUGCCAUGUUAUGUCAGGGUGCAGUUAUGGAUCCCUUUGAGCAUGAUCCUGAAAAAGAGAGACACUAUGCAGAAGCUUUAUCCUUGUCGUUCGAUAACAUGAAUGACACAGAAAUAGAGGUCGAAAUGCUGGCUUAUCUCAAUGAGUAUGCUCAGAUUGGAGCAGAUCUCGGAAUAGUCUCUUCAUUCAAAGGCUUGGCAGAGGACCCGAGCCAGUUGACCAGAUGGAUCAUUGGGGAAGAGAAGAUAGAGGGAUGGAAGAAAUGAACUCUUCAUCACAAAUUAUUCUUUUUCUAUGCCUAUUAGUCAUAGUUGAUUCGGUCAUCAAAAUGAUGCAUUCUAACAAAGUGUGGCAACGGUCUGUUAUCCUCACGCAAUGCUUAAGCUUCUUGAAAAAUAACUGGUUACGCUGCGUUUCCUUGUAUAUAAAUCUGUUGAGGUUCGCAGCUCCAUCCAAAUUAGUAUAAAUUGUAAAUUUACUGGCAAAAGAUACAUAAUUUUGACCAAACUUGUCUUCGAGGAUGACAUUUAUUUAUAAAUGAAUUGUUUCUGUCCUCAUUUAUACCACCA
Messenger RNA from Zingiber officinale, 3181 nucleotides. Its product is annotated as phosphatidylinositol-3-phosphatase SAC1-like. Gene Ontology annotation, molecular function: phosphatidylinositol-3,5-bisphosphate 5-phosphatase activity. NCBI's taxonomy places the organism in Eukaryota, Viridiplantae, Streptophyta, Magnoliopsida, Zingiberales, Zingiberaceae. Gene Ontology annotation, cellular component: intracellular membrane-bounded organelle. Gene Ontology annotation, biological process: phosphatidylinositol dephosphorylation. The coding region runs from base 146 to 2878 and encodes 910 amino acids. The record is from RefSeq and is a predicted model, not a curated record. The transcript is spliced from 16 exons.